Molecule: messenger RNA, 390 nt
Organism: Arabis nemorensis
Lineage: Eukaryota; Viridiplantae; Streptophyta; Magnoliopsida; Brassicales; Brassicaceae
Source: the annotation of a GenBank genome assembly
AUGAUUGGGCUUCUGUUUCUUUCUUCUCUUCCACAGCCAAUUUCUCUUCUUCAAGAUGGACUUAGUCCUCCAUUGUCUCAACAAAUUCGCAAGUUGAGUAACACCGAUAGGUUCCACGUUCUUGUAAGGAAAAUUCACAUUCCAGAGGGUCGAUGUCGUAGUCUUUGUCAUAUGGGAACUAGUGAUCUUAGCAUUCCUGGUGUUCUCAGCAGUAUCCUUGUACUUCAGGCGGUUGCAACUCGCAUUCAUCUUGGUUUGUGUCUCCUUACUAUUGCUCGUCUGUAUGAAAAUCACAAAGCAAGUGAGACUAGCCAGGAAGAAGAAGCGAAGGAUGCUUCUUCCUCUCUCUAUGUAAAGAGCGAAAACCACUUAACAUUUGCAAACCUUUGA